Messenger RNA from Setaria italica (foxtail millet), 2362 nucleotides. RefSeq names its product LEAF RUST 10 DISEASE-RESISTANCE LOCUS RECEPTOR-LIKE PROTEIN KINASE-like 2.4. Gene Ontology annotation, biological process: protein phosphorylation. NCBI's taxonomy places the organism in Eukaryota, Viridiplantae, Streptophyta, Magnoliopsida, Poales, Poaceae. The record is from RefSeq and is a predicted model, not a curated record. Bases 32 to 2074 code for a protein of 680 amino acids. The transcript has 4 exons. Gene Ontology annotation, molecular function: ATP binding; protein kinase activity; polysaccharide binding.
CACCAACCUCCAUUGCUAGUAGAUCGCCGCCAUGGCCGUGCACGCCCGGCUGCUGCUCGUCUCCGCCCUAGUAAUAACAUUCCUAGUAUUACUGCACGCGGCGACGGCUGCGGCAGCCGCGACGAGCUGCGCGCCGAGGGCGUGCGGCAACCUGACCAUCGCCUACCCGUUUUGGCUCCCGGACCACACUACCAGAAACCUUUCUGGCCAGCCCUCGAGCUCGAGCUCCUCCCCGCCGGCGCCGUGCGGCCCGGCGGCGUUCCAGGUCGACUGCCGCGGCGGCGUGGCCUCGCUGGCGCGCUCGUUCCGCGGCGCGUACAAGAUCCUCCGCGUCUCCUACGAGAACCGCACCGUCGUGGUCGCCAACGACAACAUCCAGACCGACGCCGCCGGCUGCCCCGUGCCGCGCAUCGACGUCUCCGCCAGCCUAAGCCUCGCGCCCUUCACGGCCAGCGCCGCCAACGCCCAGCUCGUCUUCCUCUUCAACUGCACCGCGCCGCCGCUGCCCGGGUUCGCCAACGUGACGUGCCCGGGCGAGCCGGCCGUGGUGCGGCUCGACCCAAGGUACAACACCUCCGACGCCAGGGUGGUCGCCGGGGACUGCGAAUACUCGGUCGUGCCGGUGGUGGGGUUCCCCGGCGCGAGCGGGGGGGACUACCCGCGGCUGCUGAGGGGCGGGUACAUGCUGGAGUGGCGGGCGUCGACCGGCGACUGCGCGGCGUGCAAUACCAGCGGCGGACGGUGCGGGUACGACGCCGACGCCGACGCGUUCGCCUGCAUUUGCUCCGACGGGUCGUCACGUCCGGCAAGAUGCGAUGCAAAGAAGUCCGGCAAGAAGGUCAUUCUGAUAGUAUCUCUAUCGAUCACAUUCGGCCUGCUGUUGGCACUCCUCACCAUCAUCCUCAAGUUCCGUCGACGAAUUAUUCACGGUUUCAGUUUACCCAGCAUCAUGGACAGAAGCGGUAGAAACGACACUGCAAACGUCGAAAAACUUCUGCAAAAGUACGGCGCCCUCGCGCCCAAGAGGUACAAGUACUCGGAGCUCAAGAAAAUAACCGAGUCGUUCAAGCACAAGCUCGGCGAGGGCGGCUACGGUGCGGUGUUCCGCGGCGUCCUGAACGCCUCCGGCGGCGGCGGCAACCGCGCCCGCGAGGUCGCCGUCAAGGUGCUGCACCACUCCCGGCCUAACGGCGAGGAGUUCCUGAACGAGGUGAUCAGCAUCGGCCGCACGUCCCACGUCAACAUCGUCACCCUCCUCGGGUUCUGCCUCGAGGGCUCCAGGCGCGCGCUGGUCUACGAGUACAUGCCCAACGGCUCGCUGGAGAAGUAUAUCUACGCCGCCGCCGACCAGGCGGAGACGGCGGCGCUGGGGUGGGAGGCGCUGCAGGAGAUCGCCGGCGGCAUCGCGCGGGGGCUUGAGUACCUCCACGAGGGGUGCAACACGCGGAUCAUCCACUUCGACAUCAAGCCCCAGAACGUGCUCCUGGACGCGGAGCUCCGGCCCAAGAUCGCCGACUUCGGGAUGGCGAAGCUGUGCAACCCCAAGGAGAGCAUCCUGUCCAUGGCGGACGCGAGGGGCACGGUCGGGUUCAUCGCGCCGGAGGUCUUCUCCCGGGGGUUCGGGGUGAUCUCGGCCAAGUCCGACGUGUACAGCUACGGGAUGCUGCUGCUGGAGAUGGUCGCCGGGAGGAGCAACGUGAAGGCCUACGCCGAGAAGUCGAGCGGUGACCUCUUCUUCCCGCUCUGGGUCUACGACCACCUGCUAGAGGACGGCGGCGUGCUGCGGGACGGCGGCGCCGGAGCGGGGUCGGGAGCUGCCGGUGAGGAGAUCGCGAGGAAGAUGGCGCUGAUCGGGCUCUGGUGCAUCCAGACCGUGCCGGCGAGCAGGCCGUCGAUGAGCAGGGUGCUGGAGAUGCUGGAGAGGAGCGUCGACGAGCUGGCCAUGCCGCCGCGGCCGUACCACGCUUCCCCGUCGAACUCACCGUCGCCGUCGCACCCGUCGAGCUACCCGUCCUCUACCUCGGACUUCACCUUACGUAGUUCAAGAUUGCGUACACCGGAGAGCACGGCGUAACCAGAGGAUUGGAGUAGCAGAGGCCUAGUUGUUAGAUAUACUUUUUUUCUGACACGUAGAUAAUACUUGGAGAAAAGGAAGGAAGGAAUCAAAGAUCGGUUGGCGACACAUUCUUGCGUGCAGUUUGGGUAGAUAAGCAAAUACGAGCAUGGACAUUAUGUAACUGGCUAACUGCAAUAUAAUGUGUAGUCCAAUGAUCUACAUAGGUUUAGAUACUGUAUAAUCAACAUUAGGUUCGUUACUGCAGCAAGCAAGCAACAAAGAAGGAAAGUGAUCAUUGGGUGAGAA